This is a messenger RNA of Nannizzia gypsea CBS 118893, 2442 nucleotides long. RefSeq names its product ATP-dependent RNA helicase dbp6. The coding region runs from base 1 to 2442 and encodes 813 amino acids. The transcript has a single exon. The record is from RefSeq and is a predicted model, not a curated record. Gene Ontology annotation, cellular component: nucleus. Lineage: Eukaryota; Fungi; Ascomycota; Eurotiomycetes; Onygenales; Arthrodermataceae. Gene Ontology annotation, molecular function: RNA helicase activity; nucleic acid binding; ATP binding.
AUGGCGGGCAUCGCGCACCGAGCAAACGAUUCAUCGCCAGCUACUCGCAAACGGAAGCGCCAUGAGGACAGCUCGGAUAGGCCGCAGAGUGUCGAGAAGGGCAGUAGGAAGAAGAAGAGUUCUACUGCCGAGUUAUCUCAGAAAGGAGUCGGAGAAAGGUCUACCAGCCCAAAGACAAGUUCGGAAGCGUGGGCGGCGAGUAAUGGGCAUUCGGUCCUUCGGGAGGAAGCAGAGGACAAGACGGCCCUUUCAGUGGAAGACAAACUUGAUGGGAGAAACAAGAAGGAAAGCAGUAGAGGAAUGGCAGACAGAUCUGAUAAGCAGACUCGAAAACAUGAAGCUCGGGGUACAGCAUCCACGCGAGAUGGUACCGGACGCAAAGUGAUAUCAAUUACCGAUGAGGAUGAUGCAAAGACGAAAAGACAUAAAAAGAUUAUGUCCAGGUACGAAAAAGCGAGGAGAAGUGCAGCAGACCAAGCUUUGCCUGAUUUAAAAGAAAAUGAACUGCCAGCGGGGGAGGCGAAAGAGGAAGCUCAUGGCCUAGUGCCUUUGCCGCAACCUGCCCCUGCGCCCAGCGAUUCUGCAGCACCAUCUUAUUCUACUCUUCCUCCAUGGUUGGCAGCCCCCUCAAAGGCCUUGCCUGGGUUUCGAUCAAGUUUUUCGAAUCUGGGGUUGGGUGCAGACCUAGUUGACGUUCUCAAAGACAAGGGAUACACAGAGGCUUUGCCGGUUCAGUCAGCAGUGAUACCUCUGCUUGCAAAAGGACCUACAAGAUACACCGGAGAUAUUUGUGUCUCGGCCGCCACUGGGUCAGGUAAAACUUUGGCAUACGUUCUACCCCUUUUUGCUGGACUCAAACGUCUGCCCGUUGCCAAGCUACGGGCUGUGAUUAUUGUUCCUACGAGAGAGCUAGUCAAGCAGGUUCGUGAUGCAUGCGAACUCUGUGCUAGUGGCUCGGGGCUUCGAAUUGGCACCGCCGUGGGCUCAACUGCUCUAAAGGAUGAGCAGACUCAGAUCAUGAAGCAGACUCGCAUGUACAGGCCGGAAAGCACCGGGAGCCAGUGUGACAGGGAGAUGACAGCAGAUGAAUGGGCCUCUUUCAGCCUGACAGACUAUAUUGCUGAAGCAGAGGAGUACAGCAAGACAUUACCAGACCAUGUUAUAGAAUGGUCUCCUUGUGUCGAUAUACUGAUAUGCACUCCUGGCAGACUUGUUGACCAUAUCCGGUCUACCAAAGGAUUUAUACUGGACUCUCUUGAAUGGCUGAUCAUUGAUGAAGCUGACCGGUUGCUCAACGAGAGCUUUCAGGAGUGGGUAGAGACUGUUCUGCCUGCCUUGGAUACAAAGGAGCAAUCUACCACCACCGGCCCACUACAACAACUAACGAAGGGAUUCAGCUUUCCACUAGGGUCCCGGAAUCUUCAGAAGGUUAUACUUAGUGCGACCAUGACUCGAGAUAUAACGAAGCUGAAUUCACUGCGACUACAUAAUCCUAAACUUGUUGUUGUUGAUGGUGCAGACAUGAACGAUGCCACGAGAAAUGGAGAGACAGGGCCAGAUAGUAAUAUCACCCUACCAUCACUCCUAGAUGAAAGUUUGAUACCUGUAGGCGAUGGGUCCGAAAAGCCUCUCUACCUGUUGAAGUUGCUGCAGACACAUAUCGGCAUGGCCGUUGAGGAGAAGACCAGGACGAAAACCAGACAGAUGUCCGUCUCCUCAAACCCAGGUGACUCCAGUGACUCUAGUAGUCUAUCAGAGGACUCUAUAUCCUCCUCAUCUGCCUCCACAUCUUCAUCAUCAUCAGAUGAUGAUGACUCGUCUGAUUCUAGUUCAGAUUCAGAUUCAGAAUCGUCUGUAAGCGGCGACUCAUCCACCGGGAACGAACGAAAUAACACACCUCGUUCAGUCCUCAUAUUCACAAAAUCAUCAGAGGCAGCAUCGCGACUAUCACGUCUGCUUGCCCUCAUGUAUCCAUAUCUGGACGGAAAGGUUGGAACUCUCAUCAAAUCCAACAAAUCCAGCACCUCACGGAGGGCUAUCUCAGGUUUUCAAAAGGGGAAAAUACAAAUCAUCGUUGCAACAGAUCGUGCCUCUCGUGGCUUGGAUCUUCCUCUGUUAGACAAUAUCAUCAACUAUGACAUUCCCAACAGCUUGACAACAUAUGUUCAUAGAGUUGGCCGUACUGCCAGAGCCGGCAGGCCUGGUUCUGCCUGGAGUCUGGUGACCCAUAGCGAGGGUAGGUGGUUUACAAACGAUAUCGCUAGAGGAAGUGUGAACAGGGCUGCUGGCAAGACGAUCAAGCGGGUGGCCAUGAAACUGGACGAUAGGGGCAUGGCUGACUUGCGGGAAAGAUACGGCAAGGCUUUGAAACAGUUGGAGGCUGAGGUAGUGGGUUUCCGAAAGGGAGUAGACAAAGAGAGGCCAGCUAGAGCAGCCCCUUAA